AACCCUGAAGUGAACGGUCCCGGGCCCGGCGCGCAUGCGUAAGAAAGCACGCGCUGCCCAGGCUCCCAGGCCUCUGCCGGCGCGACGACGACGUCAUGACCCGCCAGCUCAUGGGAGGCCGGGGGCGGGCCGAGAAAAGCCCGCGCCUGUCUGCCCCUAUCAGCGCUUCGCGCGGACACCUUGCUUCUUCUCUAGGUGCCCGGGAGGCAGCAGCUGCUCCGCCGACCUUCUAGAAACCGAUUGCUUGCAGAAAUGGUCCGUACGAUCAACUGCAUCGUCGCCGUGUCCCAGAACAUGGGCAUAGGCAAGAACGGGGACCUGCCCUGGCCCCCGCUCAGGAAUGAUUUCAAGCACUUCCAGAAAAUGACUACAAUUCCUUCAGUAGAAGGUAAACAAAAUUUGUUGAUAAUGGGGAAGAAGACCUGGUUCUCCAUUCCUGAGAAGAGUCGACCUUUAAAAGACAGGAUUAAUGUAGUUCUCAGCAGAGAAUUGAAGGAACCUCCUCCUGGAGCUCAUUAUCUUGCCAAAAGUCUGGAUGAUGCAUUAGACCUUCUUGAACUCCCAGAACUAGCAAAUAAAGUGGACAUGAUUUGGGUAGUUGGAGGCAGCUCUGUUUAUAAGGAAGCGAUGAACAAACGUGGUCAUAAUCGACUGUUUGUGACAAGAAUUUUGCAAGAAUUUGAGAGUGACACGUUUUUUCCAGAAAUUGAUCUAAAGAGAUAUAAACUUCUCCCAGAGUAUCCAGGUGUUCUUACUGAUGUCCAAGAAGAAAAAGGCAUUCAGUAUAAAUUUGAAGUAUAUGAAAAACAUGAUUAAUAUGAAAAAUUUGAAGGCUGCUGUUUCCAGAUAAUUUUUCCACCAAAAAUUAAGUUUGUAUGAUGUUAGAAUAAAAACUAUUAUUAGAAAUGUUA
Messenger RNA from Trichosurus vulpecula (common brushtail), 911 nucleotides. It is a transcript of the gene DHFR, whose product is annotated as dihydrofolate reductase. NCBI's taxonomy places the organism in Eukaryota, Metazoa, Chordata, Mammalia, Diprotodontia, Phalangeridae. Gene Ontology annotation, molecular function: dihydrofolate reductase activity; NADP binding. The record is from RefSeq and is a predicted model, not a curated record. Gene Ontology annotation, biological process: folic acid metabolic process; dihydrofolate metabolic process; glycine biosynthetic process. Gene Ontology annotation, cellular component: mitochondrion. The transcript has 6 exons. Bases 253 to 816 code for a protein of 187 amino acids.